Molecule: messenger RNA, 857 nt
Organism: Triticum aestivum (bread wheat)
Lineage: Eukaryota; Viridiplantae; Streptophyta; Magnoliopsida; Poales; Poaceae
Product: mitochondrial pyruvate carrier 1
Exons: 5
Coding region: 269-595 (108 amino acids)
Biological process (GO): pyruvate import into mitochondria
Cellular component (GO): mitochondrial inner membrane
Source: RefSeq, a predicted model, not a curated record
CCUUGUCAAAUUCGAGACCAAACUCGAACACAAAAUUUGUAUGGCAGAUGGGCAGCGGUCAAAUUUACAUUUAUAGCAUAAUUUAUAUGCUCAACUUGGAAGACAAGAAGCAUCAAGGAAAAAACUUUAAAAAAAAAGCACAAAAUCGUUCCUCAUUCUCCAUCUACUCCACCAAACCUCAAUCCCCAUCUCUCUCCCCCUAGGCUCUCCUUCGCCGUCGGUCGGGCUCCCUCUCCGACACGCCGCCGUCGAUACAUCCACCCGAGGCAUGGCGACGGCGUUCAAGGCGUUCGUGAACAGCCCCGUCGGCCCCAAGACCACCCACUUCUGGGGCCCCGUCGCUAACUGGGGCUUCGUCCUCGCGGGUUUGGUUGACUUGAACAAGCCUCCUGAGAUGAUAUCUGGCAAUAUGACAGCCGCCAUGUGUGUGUAUUCUGGGCUCUUUAUGAGGUUCGCGUGGAUGGUACAGCCCCGGAACUACUUGCUCCUGGCAUGCCAUGCCUCCAACGAAACCGUUCAGCUCUAUCAUUUAUCUCGCUGUGCUAGGGCUCAGGGGUAUCUGGAUUCCAAGAAAGAGCCGGAGGCCCAACAGUAAAGGGUGUGGUGUUUCUGAAGUCGGAGGAGCCUUGACUCCGCAGCCAGCCUUUCAAUAAGUAAAAUUUGUUUCUGAAGCUUUGCAAUGCCCUUCAUGAGAAAAAACCUAUACAGUGGAAAUUUCUAUUUCUAUGAUACUCAUGCCUGCAAUGUGGCAUUACAGCUUUCUUGUUCCUGAAUCAUGGUACGUGACAUAUUUUUUCCUUGUCAAUGCACAUAGCCGGGGUUCAAGUUAUCGACCCCGGAGCCGCUGCUUGAUUUUA